UUAUCUGUGGAAGGGAAGGCGAAUCUGCCAACUACUCGUAGCCAUUAUUCUUCUUCUUCUCUCGGCUUUCGGCAAUCCCCAUAAAUCGCCUUUCCACCCUCUUGAUCCUCUACGUUUCCGGCGCCGCUCAGAUGUUAUUCUCCGUCGCCGGUAGCGCUGGAUUCUAAGGUGUCCAUCAUCACGGCAAUUCCAAGAGCGAAUCGCCCGUUUGCACACGUCCGGUCUGUACGACGCUGGGGUUGUGCUAGCGGGACAAAGCCUUCGCCGCACGGUGGACGCGGCGCUUUGCCGUCUGAAGGCGGAAGUCCCUCCGACCUCCUUUUCCUCGCCGGCGGCGGUUUCUUCAUCUAAUUGCUUCCGGUGUUUUUUGAAAUUUUCAUCGAUUGUUUUAGGAUUGUUCUGUUAAAUCAAUUUUUCGAUCACAAAAUUCUUUCGGAAAAAUCCACCGUAUUGCAUUGAAGGCGUUUAGAGAUGAUGCUGCGGAUUAAGAGAGUCCCUACGGUUGUUUCGAAUUACCAAAAGGAAGAUGCGGAGGAAGGCGCUGGCCAUGCAGCCGGCUGCGGCCGCAAUUGCCUCAGAAACUGCUGCUUGCCUGGGGCAAAAUUACCUCUGUAUGCUUUUGAAAAGGACAACAAAUCAAUUCGUGAAAAGGAACCAGAUCUCACAGAGAACGAAGAUUCUCCAAUUGAUUUCUUAAACUCCUUAAUCCUCGGGGAGUGGGAGAAUCGUGCACAGAGAGGACUCUUCCGCUACGAUGUCUCUUCCUGCGAGACCAGAGUUAUUCCUGGAAGCCAUGGAUUUAUAGCACAACUGAACGAGGGCCGACAUCUGAAGAAGAGGCCGACUGAGUUUCGCAUCGACAAGGUCUUGCAGCCCUUCGAUGAAACCAAGUUUAACUUUACAAAAGUUGGGCAAGAAGAGCUCCUCUUUCAAUUCUCAGCCAGCGAAGAAGGCGGUGCCUACUUUGUUGCCAAUGCUCCCAUUGAUGUCGAUAAUUCACCCAAUGUUGUCGCCAUCAAUGUUAGUCCAAUCGAGUAUGGCCAUGUGCUGCUAAUCCCACGAGUUCUCGACUGCUUGCCACAGAGGAUCGACCAUGGAAGCUUCUUACUUGCUCUGCACAUGGCCGUAGAAUCCGGAGAUCCCUACUUCCGGAUGGGGUACAAUAGCUUAGGUGCAUUUGCAACGAUCAAUCAUCUCCACUUCCAGGCCUACUACUUAGCAAUGCCGUUCCCAAUCGAGCGCGCAUCAUCAAAGAAGAUAACCACAACAACCAGGGGAGUGAAAAUAUCCGACGUUCUAAAUUACCCCGUAAGAUCCCUAGUCUUCGAAGGCGGGAAUUCUCUGGAAGAUCUUUCCAAUGUCGUCGCAGACACAUGUAUAUGCUUGCAAGAGAACAACAUUCCCUUCAACGUACUCAUCGCUGAUUCCGGGAAGAGAAUCUUCCUCUUUCCUCAGUGUUAUUCGGAAAAGCAGGCUAUGGGAGAGGUCAGCCCCGAGCUGCUAGAAACUCAAGUGAAUCCGGCUGUGUGGGAGAUCAGCGGACAUAUGGUUCUGAAAAGAAAAGUCGACUAUGAAGCAGCGUCCGAGGAAAAAGCCGUGAGGCUCCUGGUGGAAGUGUCCCUAUCCGAGGAGAGGUUCGAAGAAGUUAAAGAGCUCAUAUUCGAAAACAUAAAUGUUCCUUGCAACAGCGAGGAUUGCGUUACUGCCAUUGCUGAGGAUUCCUCGACUGCAGCCGAUGAGACUCAGGAAGAUGCGGACAGCCUUAAAAACUCCCAUCCCGCCAUGGUGCCAGUCUAAGCACUAUAGUUAGCGGUCUCUCGUGUGGUUAGUCUCCGAUUUAUUAAUAAAUGUACAGGCUUUCUUCGUUAGUUAUUUGUGUGGCUGCUGUCUGUCGGGACAGCUCGCUUGCGCUUCCUUUGUCUGCCGGAGUUUGUUAGUUGUCGUCUUCGUGUUCGUCGUCGUGGUGUUAUUUCGGACUGUUUGAUAUGCAGUUGGCUCUCAAAUAUGCAGAGGGUAAUGAUCUUGCUUUUCGAUCGUUUUUUCAUUUUGUCAUCUUGGCUGCAUUAUAAUUGUUUGUUUGAAUUAGGACCACAUUCUAUCUUGUAAAGUGAAAUUGGGACUUGUCGGA
Molecule: messenger RNA, 2128 nt
Organism: Andrographis paniculata
Lineage: Eukaryota; Viridiplantae; Streptophyta; Magnoliopsida; Lamiales; Acanthaceae
Product: GDP-L-galactose phosphorylase 2-like
Exons: 6
Coding region: 472-1797 (441 amino acids)
Biological process (GO): glucose metabolic process
Cellular component (GO): cytoplasm
Molecular function (GO): GDP-D-glucose phosphorylase activity
Source: RefSeq, a predicted model, not a curated record